Diabrotica balteata is the source of this 1635-nucleotide messenger RNA. Lineage: Eukaryota; Metazoa; Arthropoda; Insecta; Coleoptera; Chrysomelidae. The record is from the annotation of a GenBank genome assembly.
AUGUAUGUCAGAGUUGAAGGAGACCGCUUAAAUUAUUUAAGAUCUCAUCAGAAUGCAUUGAGAUCUUCUAACUACACAACACUUCAAGAUUAUGUUUAUAAUCGCGCUACCGAAGAAAAUACAACAGUUGGAAGGGUUGUUAUUCUUCCAUCAACAUUCAUUGGCUGGCCUCGAAAUAUGAUUGAGCGCUAUCAAGACGCUAUGGCAAUUAUUCGAAAAUUCGGUAAGCCUCAUUUCUUCAUUACUAUGACCUGCAACCGCAACUACAUCGAAAAAGGUCAUGUUUUUGGAAAUCCUGCGACUGUCAUCUACACGAUUAAAUUUAAGAAAAGAGGCUUGCGGCACGCUCACAUACUUGUCACUGUUAGUUCAAACGAUAUCAUUCGCGACUUACUUGAGGUGGAAAAAGUUAUUUGUGCAGAACUUCCUGACCCAGAUCUUGAUCCAAAUCUCUACCAUAAAGUAAAAAGUCAUAUGAUACACGAUCCAUGUAGAACAUUCAACCCUUUAUUCCCAUGUAUGAAAAUGAUAAAUGUUCCAAGAAAUAUUCCAAACAAUAUCAGGAAGAAACCGUGGAAAAACCGAAUUGCAUGCCUGUAUAUCGCAGACGCGAAAAUGGCAACUAUUUCAUACUUAAAGACUGUCGUAUGGAUAACCGAUGGGUUAUUCCUUACAACAAAUUUCUCAUCCGCAAAUACGACUGUCACAUUAAUGUUGAAUACUGUGGUAGUAUCGAAGCUAUUAAAUAUAUUUACAAUUCGUAGCUUCACUGUCAAUCCAACAACCACUGUUAUGUCUAGUGAAGAUGCUGAUGUACAAUUUCAAGAAUUGUACAAUACUACAACGCCUGAACAACGAAUGGUGAUUGAUACAGUGGUUAAAAAAAUAAAUGACAACACACUAUCAACAAAAAUGAUGUAUAUUGACGCGCCAGCUGGUUGCGGUAAAAUAUACAUUCAGCGUAUUUUAAUUCUUUACGCUAAAAGUAAAUCAAUUGUUUGUCUUUCAACUGCUUUCACUGGAAUCGCAGCCAGUCUUAUGGAAGGAGGUAGAACAAUCCACAAUUUGUUCAAACUUCCACUUCAGCUCAACGGUGAUGCUGUUUCUUCACUGUCAAUAGAGUCUCCACAUGCAAAAUAUUUGAAGAAAGCAAGCAUCAUCAUGAUCGACGAAGCCUCAACAACUCCAGGUGCAGCUAUUGAUCGUCUCUAUAAGGAUCUCUACAGAGGACAACCAGAAGCAGAUCAUGCAUUUGCUGGAAAAAUUGUUCUCAUGUCAGGAGACUUUCGACAAACACUUCCGGUCAUACCUAAAGCAGGUCGUGCCAGAACAGUUGAAGGCUCAAUCAAAAGAAAUCCCUUGUGGCGUAAAGUAGAAAAAUUUACGUUAUCAAAAAACAUGAGAGUCAACGAAGGUGAAGAUAACUUUGCAAACUAUCUUCUAUCAAUUGGAAACGGCACCGCUGGGGAAAAUAUCACCCUUCCAAAUAAUAUCAAAGGUGAAGGAGACGUUGUUGAAUUCGUAUAUGGCAAUAUUCAAAACUUUAUCGCUGAAGGAUUGCUUACAGAACUUGCUAUUCUUGUUCCAACUAACGAUGAUUGUGCACAGCUCAAUCAAAAAGUCUGUCUCUGUUAG